AUGACAUCGCUUUGCAAUGAGGAAGUAAAAAUUGCGUUCUUCUCAAAAGCAACUGCCAAAGCCACAGCGGUAAGCACUGACACUCUUUCCGAGAUUGCCCAAGGUGUGAAGUGUGGACUCCGCCGGUGCCAAGAUCGCCAAGCGGAUGUUGACAUGUUUGUAUGUGUUCAAGGAAACAAAUACAUUCCAAAUAAUCUGCCAAUUUGCCUCGAAGAUGUCAAUGCCACAAUGGAACAAACUGCCAACGGGAACCUCACGCUGAAAACUCUCACUGGUGGGCAUUUCCUACAUGUUAUCUUCACCGGUGGAGGCUCUCAGUUUCGCUUGGUUGAUCGACAACCUCCUCGAGCCCAACAACCAGCUCCGCCUCGCCCUCCACCUCGCCCCCAACAACCACCUCGUAGGAACAACAUGGCUCCUCCACAGCGGAGACGCACUCCGAUGGAAAACGCGAAGGUCCGCAACAGAUCCUCUUCUGAUUCAUCUUCCGAAGAAGAAAUUGUGCCAGCUCCCCGUCGACAGAGGACCGUCGCUCGAGCACAACAAAAACAACAACAACUGGAUGACAGCGACGAUUCCUCGUCCGCUGAAGAGUAUCAGAACUUCUCGCAGCUCACAGGGCGGGCGAAGCGCGGUUGA
This is a messenger RNA of Seminavis robusta, 639 nucleotides long. The record is from the annotation of a GenBank genome assembly. NCBI's taxonomy places the organism in Eukaryota, Bacillariophyta, Bacillariophyceae, Naviculales, Naviculaceae.